AUGAGCUUCGAGGAGAGCGUCACGUGCUUCUACGUGGCGCUCGCGGAGCAGCAGCUGGAGCAGGUGUGCCAGGCGCUCGGGGACAUGCGCGUGUCGGCGUCGGCGGCCAACGGGGACGCGCAGACGGCGGCCGUGCGCGACGAGAUGCUGCGCAGCUGCGAGGCCAAGGCGCAGAGUCUGCAGGAGCCGGCGCUCGAGCGCCUCCAGCACGCGUGCGCGGGCGCCGACGCGCGCGCCAGCCUCGAGCGCGUGCGCGGCAGCAAGCAGGCCGCCAAGGUGAACGAACAUGGCUACAUCGACCGCGCGUUCUACGUGGAGGCGCUGAGCGAGCUGCUCACGGGCGCCUCGGACAUUAUGAACGCCGUGGCGGACGUCACGGGGGACGCGCAGGUGCUGCAGCAGGUGCUGGAGCCCAUCCACGCGUCGUGCGCCGAGAUCGCGUUGCAGAUGGUCGAGAUGUACGCGGGCGACGCGCGCAUGGUGGCGUGGGAACGGCGUGCCAACGCGCAGGCCCAGAGGGACCCGAGGCAGGCGCUGGAGGGCGAGGACGUGGAGGCGGACGAGAGUCUGCAGAUGAUCGACCUGUUCCUGGACGAGCUGGCCUUCAUCAUCCGCGUGCUCGUGAGCUACACUGCCUUCUUGGCUACGGUGUGUGCUGGGCUGGGACAGCAGAUGGAAAGUGGCGAAGGAGGCUUCCAGGUAAAGGUGCAGGAGCUCAGCGGCGUGUACGUGGUGCUGGAGAGAUUCUACGUGUUCCAGUCCGUGCACAAGGCCACGGCAAUCGCGGAGCCCCAGGAGCUGGAGCAGGGAGUUUAUGUGUCAAGUGUUGUUGAAGACGUCUCGUUCGUGCUGAACAAGGCCUUCUUCAGGGCGUCGCAGUGCAUGAACUACCAUACGGCUCUAUCUAUCGUGAUCGCGCUUGUGGACGCGUUGGAGUCGCAGUAUCUUCCUGCAAUCUUGUCAUUGCCUAGUCGGCCGUGCGUUAUUCCGUUGAGUGUCGCCAAUGCAACGUCUGACAAGGACAAUGGGUCCGGACGACUCGAUGGUGACGGAGAUGGUGAAGACGAGGUGUCUUUCUCAGAAAUGCUGCUGCAGGCAGUCGACGAUGACUUGGAGCGGACUUUGCAGGAGGAGGCGAGGCUGAUUAUGACGAUCAACUCGGCCUUCAUGAGUGGCGAAUUUGUUCGCGCGCUGCAGGAGAAAAUCGACGAGUACUCCCGCGCAGGUUUCCCCAAUGAUGCGCCGAUCCUCGAGUGCCUGCCAACUCCAAUUGGCGACAUGACGGAUGCAUUCCACUCCAUUGUAUCGAACGAGGUUCAAGAAGUGCUGUCCCGAUCGCUGCGUAAGCGGCUACUGGAAGUGAUCCAGCGUCAGAUGGAGGAGAGGCUUAAGUACGUGCUCACCUCAGCUGAGUACGAUGCACUGGGCUCUCGGGGCUCGCCAUUGCUUCGGCUGGUAGAGCAAGAAGUUUUGAAGAACCGGGAGCUGAAGCGGUACGAGCGUGCCCUGUGCAGUGCCCCCUUCGAGGAUCUGGUCGAGGCUGUUACACAAGACCUGACGUCGGGUGUCGAACGCGCGCUUCUUACGACCAAGAAACAUUGCAAUGACUUGGGUGCGCUGCAGCUCGAGCGCGAAGUUACGAACAUGCUCGCUCGUGUGUCGACACUUGUGCCCCAAAAGAGUUUACGCUCAGCCUUCACGCGGCUCUUCCAGAUUGUGUUCAUUUUGAACCUGAUGCAGCCAUCGCACGUUCUAGACUAUCUUGCUAGUGUGCGUGAAGAGCUGUCGCUAGAGACUAUUGCGACUUUACUGCGCAUGCGCGUGGAUUUCAAGUCCCAAGAUAUCGCGCGUGCCAUUGAUCAAAUGACAAAAGCGGACGCAAACAACAAAGCAUCAAAAGCGGGAAGCUCGUCGUAG
Messenger RNA from Phytophthora sojae, 1917 nucleotides. RefSeq lists its product as hypothetical. Lineage: Eukaryota; Oomycota; Peronosporomycetes; Peronosporales; Peronosporaceae. The record is from RefSeq and is a predicted model, not a curated record. Bases 1 to 1917 code for a protein of 638 amino acids. The transcript is spliced from 3 exons.